This is a messenger RNA of Ornithodoros turicata, 3489 nucleotides long. Its product is annotated as L-fucose kinase-like. Lineage: Eukaryota; Metazoa; Arthropoda; Arachnida; Ixodida; Argasidae. The record is from RefSeq and is a predicted model, not a curated record. Gene Ontology annotation, molecular function: ATP binding; fucokinase activity. The coding region runs from base 110 to 3367 and encodes 1085 amino acids. Gene Ontology annotation, biological process: GDP-L-fucose salvage. The transcript has 27 exons.
AGUACGCUCUGACCGUACCAUAGCAUAGCGUUGGCGCGUUGGCUUGGACGAGUGCAUGCAAUGUCAGCAAGCUAAGGUUACCGAAAAUCAAAAGCAUUAGCAUAUUGGCAUGGCUCUUACUACAUGCAUUGUUGUUACCUGUUCGACCCUGAGGUGGGCAACAGCCGUUGAAGCUGAACUGACCAUCCUACAGAAGCAAGGGAUAAUUCCUGAAGAUGUGAAACUCCUCACUGUUGAAGACCCUGCCAAUAACAUUGGCAGUGGAGCAGCCACACUUAAUGCACUGCUUGUUGUUACUGAAUUUUUAAGUGUUAGAGAAGGAUACUUGGUUAUCUCUUCUGAUGUUCUUGCAUCAAGCACAAUCCUGAUACUGCAUAUUGGACGAGAAUAUGUAUAUGAGCCCUGUGGUAAGGCAUUUGGCCAUCUGCCGUCUGUAUGCUAUGAGAAGUCAUCCGAAACAAAAAUGCAGACAAAUUUGGAAAGACUUUUCCAUCUUUUACAGAAGCUGCAGUAUGGUGGCCCCCCUGGCGUUUGGGUUUGUAGCACAGAUAUGAUACUCUCCGUUCGUGGCAUAGAAAAUAUUGAUUGGAACAGUGUCAAGGAUGGCAUGCUGUUCUGCUGCCCAAGCACACCGGACUAUGCUACUUCCCAUGGUGUAGUUGAAGUAGACAGUGAUGGGAAUCUUGCUAACAUACUGUACUCUGCACCACUGGAGACAUUGCAUUCCUACCUACAUUCUGAUGGAAAAGUAAAAAUUGUUUCUGGAAUUGUCUACCUGUCUACGCAAAUCGCAGAAAGUCUUCUUUCACUUCAUGCCAAAUCCCCAUUGGACAGCUGUACCUACCUGGGUCUUGAUAGUGGUGUAGAGCCUAUGCAGAUAUCCUUGUUUUUUGAUUUGCUGAUGGCAACGGCAACGAAUGUCUCAAAGGAAGCAUUUGUAAAUGGCCACUGUGGUCGACUGUAUGAUCGCCAUUUCAGCUUGUCUAGGAAUAUGUCUGUGAUUCAGGCCAGAAGUCUUGUCUGGGAUGAGCUCUCCCGGUAUUCACUGAAAAUUGGCUCUCUGGAAAAUGUCACUCAUUACUAUCUGUCCCAUUCCAUUACUGCCGAAACAUAUUUGAACUACCUCUGGUCCUGUAAUAUUCAGGAAGGCUACAGGCAUGCAGCACUUGAGGUAGAAAACAUGACUGGCACAAAUUUCAUUGCUAUGAAUUCUCUUCUGAAAUCUGAGAGGGGAUGCAAAAUAGGAAAUAAAUCAGUGCUACGCGACUGCCAUAUUUCUGCUUCUGGUAUUACUAUUGGCGAGGACUCAUUCCUUAGUGGGGUCAUACAUGGCUCACAAAAUGAGAAUUUCAGGGUGCCUGAUGCUACAUGUGUGUUGCAGUUUGAGGUUUCUUCACCUCUUAUGAAACACAAAACCGCUGUUUUUGUUGUACUGGGGGUUAAUGAUAAUUUGAGUGUCUCUUCCAGAGCUAGUAAAUUCACAAUUUUCAACCGUUCCCUGAAAGAUUUUUAUGACGUGACAUCAUGGACAGCAAAUGAUCUAUGGGGUGCACGAGAGGGUGAUUCUACUAACAGCUUGCUAACAGCACUGUUAUUCCCCAUUGAUGGUGACAUUGGUGCUAUUAUAUCCAUACUUGAAGGUGUCCCUGAUCAUCUGUCCAUAAAAAGGUGGAGGGAGACUGAGAGAUUAUCAUUGCAAGACAUUUUGCAUUACCAUCUUGUCACGGAACAACUGGCAAGGCGUUGGGAAACCUAUUUUGCUGUAGCAGCUUCUCUAGUGUACACAACUCUGACCGAAGGAACGGAUUUUGAAGUCUUGCCAUUCUUUGUUAGUGCCUGCGCGACAGGACACAAGGACACUCUAAUGUCCGUUCUAGACACUGUUGCGGAACGUGGACAUGGAACGAAUGACGUUGCUGUGGUAUGCCGCACAUUCUCGUGCAUUGCUGAUUUUCUGGGGGUCAUGGCAGGCAAAGCUGGUGGACUUCGUAGUGGUCCAGGAGGCAACAGAGCAUGGUUAGGUGCUUUUGAACUGCUUGAGAGAGAAAAUAUUGCUCAAGGGGCUGAAGCGCUACAUGCUGAACGGCAGAAUUGGACAGAUCGUCCAGACAGGUUGAUGCGUGCUGCUAGACAUUAUGAAGGAGCUCUGCAAGUGCUUGUGAGACAAGCUGUCAACACCUGCAAACAGUGUAUCCAUGUCUUUCCCUCAGGAAGAUUGUAUCCUUAUGAUACAUGGGUAGUAGCUGAAUGCCCAGCAAGAUUGGACCUAUUCGGGGGUUGGACUGACACUCCUCCAAUCUGUUACGAAAUGGGUGGGUCUGUGAUCAACGUAGCGGUGCUAGUUGACAAUAAGAGACCCAUUGGUGCCAAGGCAAGAAGGCUAGACAAGCUGCACAUAAUCCUUAAGCUGUUGCACAACAACAUCAUGGAAGAAAUAGUAAUUGAGAACAUAGAAGGCCUUCUCGACUACAAUCAACCUGGUGCAUGCGGUGCAUUACUGAAGGCCUGCCUCAUUGGAGCAGACAUUGUGAGAAUAUAUCAAAGUGUAUUAACACUGAAAGAACAGCUUCACGACAGAUACAACGGAGGCAUUGAGCUGCAAACAUGGUCAAGUUUGCCACAAGGAUCUGGAUUAGGGACCAGUAGCAUUCUAGCAAGUGCAAUUGUUGGAGCACUUUGGACUGUGACUGGACAAGCAUUUGAUAAAGCAUCAGUGAUACACUGUGUGUUGAAUGUGGAACAGUUGCUGACAACUGGUGGCGGAUGGCAAGACCAAGUAGGUGGUGUCUCAGGAGGCUUGUGUCUGGGAUUUUCAAAGCCAAUGCUUCCUUUGAAAGUCGGCGUAGAGCAGUUGCCUUUGACCGAAGACUUUGCUGCAGCACUGAGCUCUCACUUUCUUCUACUUUAUACUGGGAAAGUCAGGCUUGCAAAGAACUUACUUCAGACUGUGAUCAGGAAUUGGUAUGCUAGAGACCCAAAAGUUGUGGCAUGCUUCAAGGAACUAUACUCCAAGUGUCAGACUAGUGCAAAGGAAGCAUUUCUCAAAGAAGACCUCCUGUCCAUUGGCAUGAUGAUGAAUGAGUACUGGACCUUAAAGAAGGUGCUGGCAUCAGGGUGUGAGCCACAGUUUGUGCGUCAAAUAAUGGACCUUCUUGAGCCACAUCUUCUGGGUAAACUGCUCGUAGGAGCAGGAGGAGGAGGAUUUCUAUGCAUACUUACCAGGAAGCCUAACAUGCUCGACUUUGUCAGAGGGCUGCUCUCAACAACCAAGGGUAUGGAGAGAGUCACUGUGCACAAGGUUGACGUUGAUCAAGGUGGCCUCAGCAUAUCUGUUGCAGGGGGACCUGUCCCGUUGGUGAUGUCCUAGUCACAUUCUACAAAUGCUGUGAAAACCCAGAAUGAUAGAUAUAUUUCUUUAUUCCAGAUGCAAUAAUGAAAGAUCAAAAGUGGACCAAUCUUGGACUGAACAAUAAAUAUAUUAUUUGUUAA